Canariomyces notabilis is the source of this 1584-nucleotide messenger RNA. RefSeq lists its product as uncharacterized. Gene Ontology annotation, molecular function: transmembrane transporter activity. Lineage: Eukaryota; Fungi; Ascomycota; Sordariomycetes; Sordariales; Chaetomiaceae. Gene Ontology annotation, biological process: transmembrane transport. Bases 1 to 1584 code for a protein of 527 amino acids. Gene Ontology annotation, cellular component: membrane. The transcript is spliced from 3 exons. The record is from RefSeq and is a predicted model, not a curated record.
AUGGUGGCAGACGAUGCACAGUCUGGAGAAGACGGCAGGCAUGGCUCACAACAUGGGAGGCCUACUAACCCGUCCUUGCCUGGGGCCCCGCGCCGCGCGAUCCGGCCGCUCCUACUGCUUAUCGCUCUGGUCACCCUCGCUUGGAGUCUGUAUCAACUUCCAGUCAGCCGUGUGGUCGAGAGCCGCCUAUGCCACGAUUACUAUGCGGCCCACGAUCCCUCGGUGCUGCCGCCGGCUGGGAAUGUUCCCGAGGAGUUGUGCAAGCUGGAUGAGGUGCAGCAGCAGCUCGGCCGCAUCCAGGGAGUCAUGGACGCGAUGUGGGUGGCCGGCGACUUCGUCAUGACAAUACCUCUUGUUUCGCUAGCUGACCAUUACGGAUAUCGCUUCGUGUUGUGUCUCAACCUCGUUCCACGUAUCUUCCUCCUGGGUUGGACGUUUAUGGUGGGCUACUUCGAUCAGGCCCUUCCGGUGAAUGCCAUUCUGGCUGCGCCUGCCCUGUCUUUUCUCGGGGGCGACUGUGUCUUUAACUCUGUGGUGUAUUCCCUCAUUGCCGAUCUCACCGAUGAUCAUAUUCUUCGGGCGACCUUCUUUGGAUAUGCAAAUGCCAUCUCCUCAAUCUUCUCUCUCCAGCUUGGUCCCGCCCUCGCUUCGGCAAUCAUGACCACCCUGCUAUGGCUCCCGCUGUGGCUCGGACUCUUCAGCUUGCUCCUCGCGAUCCCCGUUAUAUCCAUGCGCCCUCCAGCGAUUGGACAUCAGGCACAUCAAGAGGCAGCAUGUCAAGAUCCCACGGACACCGUCAAUACUCCUCUGCUCUCCUCCUCUGCCCGUCUCAUACGCCGAACAAACCUGCACUCACUAACCGCCAGCCGCUUUCACACCAUCCUCGCAAUCCUCACCAAGCCCUCCCGCAACUUCCUCCUCCUCCUGGCCUGCUUCUUCCUCGCCUCCUUCGCAAGCUCCGACACCAAGCUCCUGCCCCUGUACAUCUCCAAACGCUACCACUGGAAGUUUUCCUCAGUUGGUUACCUCCUCUCCCUGAAAGCGCUCUUCAACUUUUUCCUCCUCUCCUUCCUCAUUCCACGCGUAGUCCGCUGGCGCAGGCGGCGGCGCUCAUCACCCCACCCCGAAGCCCAAGCCCAAGCCCAAGCCCAAGACAACAACAGCAUCCCAGAAACUGCCGCCGACAAAGAAACCAUCACGCACGCCCACGUCUGCCUGGUCUUCUCCGUCCUCGGCGCGCUGGCCAUCGCCCUGGCGCCGACGGCCUGGGCCCUGGUGCCGAGCCUGCUGCUGUACGCCCUGGGCAUUGCCCUGCCCAUGUUCACCUACUCACUGCUGAGGUCGCCCAGCAUGGCGCUGCAACACCAGCAAGCCAGGGACAGAGGCAGCGGGCCGGGAACGCAACUUUUUUCGGUGGUCAUGCUGGUCCGGACGGCGGGCACGCUGUUGGGCGCCGUGGCCAUGCCCUCUUUGUGGGUCGCGGGUUUGAGUGUGGGCGGGGUGGCUUUGGGGUUGCCGUAUGGCGUCAGUGCGGUUUGUUAUGCCGUGGCGGGAGUUGUUGUGAAGAAGAUCAGGGUUGGUUGA